Messenger RNA from Canariomyces notabilis, 855 nucleotides. RefSeq lists its product as uncharacterized. The record is from RefSeq and is a predicted model, not a curated record. The transcript has 2 exons. NCBI's taxonomy places the organism in Eukaryota, Fungi, Ascomycota, Sordariomycetes, Sordariales, Chaetomiaceae. Gene Ontology annotation, biological process: regulation of DNA-templated transcription. Bases 1 to 855 code for a protein of 284 amino acids. Gene Ontology annotation, molecular function: DNA-binding transcription factor activity.
AUGUCCUCAUACCAACUCCCUGAAGACCAAGGCUACUUAGAGGUCCAGUCGUACGAGGACCAGGAGGAUUGGGACGACGACGGACACGACUUUGGCAUUUUGCCUACACCUCGACAGAGCAACCUGCCUCUACCCUCACCCGGUUCAGGGAAGAGCCGCGGCAAGCACAGGUCAAGCAAAGCAACUGUCCAGUCGGGCUCAGACACAGAGAAGGAAUCCUCGAAGAUGUCAUCAAGAUCAUCAAAGCGCUCGUCACUCUCCUCUGGUUCCAAGAAGGACAAGUCUUCGUCCAAGACGAAAAAGUCAGACGACUGGAGCGACGUGACGGAGCCGGACGAGAGGAGACGCAUCCAAAACAGGAUCGCACAACGCAAGUUCAGAGAAAGAGCACGUGAGCAAAGAGACCGAGCGCAACGGGAUGCCCAAAACCAGCAGUACGCGGGGAGCACGUACCACAUCCCCGACGCAGACGAGAUUCUGGGCGACGACGGCGACCUGUCGGGCCUUCCGUGGGGCGGCAUCAACAUGCGGCACGUCGUCGCCCGAGGCCACGCCUCGGCCAGCUCACACAGCCACCACAGCGGCGACAGCGCGCGGUACGACUCGCCCACCGCCGGCACAACUUCCCAUCCCAACGACCUCGCCGACCAUGCCCUCUACAACAUGAACCCUUACGGCUACGCGCACCCCGGCGCCGUGGGCGUGCCCGUGGGCUCCGUGGCUGGCUACGACACCACUGCUACUUCGGCCGGUGACGGGUCGAGUAGCGUCGCCUAUGACUCGCCGUACAUUGGGUACUAUGACUAUGAUCCGACCGGCGCUGGAGACGCAAUGGGCGGCCAUCAUCAGAUGUGA